CGCUGUGCAUUCUGCAGAGCAGCAUAGUGGCAUGCAGACAGGUCUCCUAUAGACGUUUGUAUAGUUUUAUGUAAGGCAAUAUUUCAGGGUUUUAUUGUGAUAUUUGCGGCCCUGCACACUUAAAGACGAGAUUGAUAACCACUAGCCAACUAACGUUAGCUUUGACCAGCGACUCCAGCGAGUUGUUACUUCAGGACUGCUUGAAUAACUAGCUUGUGUAACACAAAAAAUCGCUUAUUUGGAAUUUAUUAGUUAAACUUAUCUCGAAGUGUUGAAUUAGUAACGUUAGCUCAAUCGUCUGCUUCGCUGUUUGGAACGAUGAGCUGCCUGAAGGAAGAAACUCGAAGUGGAUCCCCUCACUGCCCCAAACCUGAUGAAUCUGAGGAGCCGCUGGGCACGGCCAUGGAGACUGGUGCUGCAAAUGAUGUCAGUGUGAAAUCUGAGAAUAUGACAUCUGAAGUGGUCAUCACUAAGGAAAUGGAGGAAGAAGAGAAGCACCUGAUGGAGGAAGGGGAGAGGAAAGAAAAGGAGAUGAUGGAAAAGGCCCGGGAAUCAAGGGAGAAGGAUUCUCAUGACAUGCGGUUCAAGAGACUUCAGCAUUUGCUUCAGAAGAGCAACAUCUACUCUAAAUUCCUGUUGACUAAAAUGGAGCAGCAACAAAAUGAGGAGAAACUCAAGAAGGAAAAACUUGAAAAGAAGGCCAAGAAGACCGUGAACAGUGCAGAGCCUGAGAAAGAUAAAAAGAAGAGGAGGAGGGAUGAAGACUACAAAAUAGCAGAUGUCAUGUCCAAAGAAGAAAUCAUGUCACAAGCUAAGAAAGCAAAAGUGGAGGAAGCGGACGAGGCACCGGCCCAGAAGAAACUAGAAGCUGAGGAUAUCGAGAAGAUGAGCGAUUCCAACCAAGAUAUCAAGAACCGUCUGUCAGAGACAGUGCGAGACAACGCCAAGCACCUCCUGGAUCCUCACAGGAAGGUCAACGGCCAGCCGGUGCCCUGCCAGCAGCCAAAGCUCUUUGACGGAGGGGUCAUGAGGUGGUACCAGAUUGAAGGCAUUGAGUGGCUGAGGAUGCUGUGGGAGAAUGGCAUCAACGGGAUCCUGGCUGAUGAGAUGGGACUGGGAAAGACCAUUCAGUGCAUCGCUCACGUCGCCAUGAUGAUAGAAAAGAAAGUGAUGGGGCCCUUCCUGGUGGUGGCCCCCCUCUCUACUCUGCCCAACUGGAUCAACGAAUUCAAGCGCUUCACACCAGAGGUGUCUGUGCUGCUUUACCAUGGCACCCAGCAAGAGAGGGCCAAGCUACUGAAGCAGAUCCGCAGGCCUCAGGGGCCCCUCAGCAUGUGUCCUGUGGUCCUCACCUCCUUUGAGAUCUCCAUGAUAGACAGAAAAUUCCUGCAGCGCUUCCAGUGGAAGUACCUGAUAGUGGACGAAGGCCACAGGAUCAAAAACCUCAACUGUCGGCUGGUGCGGGAGCUGAAGACUCUGCCCACUGACAACAAACUACUGCUGACUGGCACGCCACUUCAGAACAACCUGGCUGAGCUCUGGUCUCUGCUCAACUUCCUCCUGCCAGAGGUGUUUGAUGACCUCAAGAGCUUUGAGUCGUGGUUCGACAUCGACAGCAUCACUGAAGCAGAGAAUGUGGUGGCUACUGAGCGCGAGCAGAACAUCCUCAGCAUGUUGCACCAGAUUCUGACUCCAUUCCUGCUCAGGAGGCUGAAGUCAGACGUGGCGCUGGAGGUUCCUCCUAAGAAGGAGAUCAUUGUUUACGCUCCUCUGACGGCCAAACAGGAGUCCUUUUACACUGCUGUGGUCAACAAAACCAUUGCCAAGAUGCUGGGCCAGGAAAAGGCGGAGGCUCCUGUAAUGUUGACGUCAAGUGGCAGGCCGAAGCGAAGAAGUCGAAGGGUGGUGGACUACAACGAAACAGAUGGCGACAAUCGGCAUGACUUGGAGAAAUAUCUUGAGAGGGUCCGCAAGGAGCUUGAACAGAGCUCCACUCCAGUGCUGGAUGUCCAGAGCCCGCUGGAUGCUCAGAUCAACCUGAAGCUGCAGAACAUUCUCAUGCUGCUAAAGAGAUGCUGUAACCACCCUUACCUAGUGGAGUACCCCUUGGACCCUGCCACACAGGAGUUUAAGAUUGAUGAACAGCUGGUGCAGAGCUCCGGGAAGUUUCUCAUACUAGACACACUGCUGCCUGCACUGAAGAAAAGGGGACAUAAGGUUCUAAUCUUCAGUCAGAUGACAUCCAUCUUGGAUCUUUUGAUGGAUUACUGUUAUCUGCGGGGCUUCCAGUACAGCCGACUGGAUGGCAGCAUGUCCUAUUCCGACAGAGAAGAAAAUAUGACCAAGUUUUCCAAAGAUCCCGAGGUGUUCCUGUUCCUGCUGAGCACCAGAGCAGGAGGACUUGGGAUCAACCUGACAGCAGCUGAUACUGUCAUCAUCUUUGAUAGUGACUGGAACCCCCAGUCAGACCUGCAGGCUCAGGACCGCUGUCACAGAAUCGGGCAAACCAAACCAGUUGUGGUGUACCGCCUGGUCACAGCCAACACCAUUGACCAGAAGAUCCUGGAGAGGGCCUCGGCCAAGAGGAAGCUGGAGCAGAUGGUCAUCCACAAGAAUAAGUUCAAAGGUGCAAAGGCUGAGCUGAACCAAAGUAAAAGCUGCAUUGAUCUGGAUGAGCUGAAGGAGCUGCUCAAAGCCAGAGGCACUGAGAAAGAGGUGAAAGCAUCAAGGGGGAAGGUGAUCAGCGACAAGGACCUGGAGCUUCUGCUGGAUCGCAGCGACUUGCUGGACAAAGGAAAGGGGAACAUGAAGAAAGAGAGGGUGGGAGUCUUCCGAGUCAUCGAUGAUAAAGAGUCGUCAGAGAUCAAGCUGACCUGAAAACACAUCACUGUUCAGACUUCAACUUCUGACCACAGUCCUGAAGAGAAACUGACGCUGCACCUAGAUGGCUCACAACUGCCGUCACUUGUAGAGAAAACACCUUGAAACUGCUGUCUGUAGACUUUGAAUCGUGUAAUUCUGUCUUUUACUUUGUUUACUACCUUGAUAGUUCUCUGUUUGAUGAGGUUUUUUUUUGUUGUUGUCGUUAACCACUGUUCCCUGUUUAAGAGUUGACUGUCAUUUGGGUAUUUGAUGGUCAUCAAUGAUAUUUUGAUUAUUUUCAUGGUAAAGAUAAAGAAAAAGAUUCAGUUUGCCCAGAUACUUAAGCUCAUUUUCUCCCUGGCAGUGGCUUUAAGACUAUCAGGGGACACCAGAACCUGCCAGUAAACCCACAACAUUCCAUUCACCAGAUGUUCACAAAUUAGAAAUCAGACUAGAAGACUGACUGACUGGAUGCUCUCUUCACUCUCAGGAUGCCAUUUCUCCUGCCUUCACCGGCUGUUGACAUGGUCUAUGCAUCUGUUAGACAAGACAAAGCCGUAGUGACAUGGUGUAAUCAGGUUAUUCCAUUCCAAACAGCUGAUCUGUAUUAUCUUUAACAAUGUUGUAAUCAACGCACUUUCCUGCAGGUCAUGUAUACAUGUUCUUUUAUGUCUUUUUAUAUAAAUAAACUACGAAUUGAUAA
This is a messenger RNA of Epinephelus lanceolatus (giant grouper), 3565 nucleotides long. RefSeq names its product helicase, lymphoid specific (gene hells). Gene Ontology annotation, biological process: lymphocyte proliferation; negative regulation of gene expression via chromosomal CpG island methylation; DNA methylation-dependent constitutive heterochromatin formation. The record is from RefSeq and is a predicted model, not a curated record. Gene Ontology annotation, cellular component: nucleus; pericentric heterochromatin. Gene Ontology annotation, molecular function: ATP binding; chromatin binding. NCBI's taxonomy places the organism in Eukaryota, Metazoa, Chordata, Actinopteri, Perciformes, Serranidae.